AAGACAACAAGUUUUGAUGAGAUGCUUAAUUUAUACAGAGAGUUGCAAUAUAUUAAUUUACCUGCCCGUAGAACACUUUUUAGAUGUGGUGACAUUGGUAAAAACUUUUAUAUAAUCUUGAGAGGCAGUGUAUGGGUAAUAAUUAAAAUUUAUUUAAAGGUAUUGGUUGGUAAAAGUGGACUAGGAGAUGAGAGAUUAGAAAAGUAGGAAAAGAAAGCAGAUAAAAAAUAUGAUAGAAAGUAAGAAAAGAAACAUGAAAUAGGAAAAGAAUUUGAUGAAGGAGAAGAAUCAGUAUAAUAUAUAUAUAAAAUAGGAUGAAGAUCAAUAUUAAGAUUUGGAGGAUGAGAAAAUGCUAGAAUUUAAAUAUCCAAAUAUGAUGAAAGUAGGUAAAAUAGAGUAAGGAGGAAGUUUUGGAGAAAUAGCUUUAACUAAUUCGGUGCCUAGAUAAGCUACAAUAGUUUGUGCAGAAAAUAGUUAAUUUAUUAAAUUAUCAAGAGAAGCUUUUAAUAAAUUUUUAUGUAAUUUAUUUAAAUACAGUUAUAGCUGAGUAUUAUACAAGAAUUUAGAAUAAAAAUUUCAUGUUUCUUAAAUCAAUUAAUAUUUUUUCUGAUUGGUCAGAUGCAGAUGUAGGAUUAAUAUAAUAUCAUCUACAAAAUAUUGAAUAUUCUAUGAAUACAGUUAUUUAUAAAGAAGGAGAAUAAAUUAAAGGUGUCUAUUUCAUUAUUUCAGGAGUUGUUGAAAUACAAUAAAAAAGUAAAUCAAAUCAAAAAAUUAAAUAAAAUUAAUUAACUCAUAAACAAUAGAUAGUAUUAAAUAGAUAUUCUGCAGGAUAAAUAUUUGGAUUUCUUGAAAUUAUAUAAAAUAAAUAAUUUAGAGAAACAAAGGCAGUUUGUUUAGCUGAAAAAGUUAAAAUACUCUUUUUAGAUGAAGAUGUAAUCAUUAUUUAAUUUUAAGAGAUUUAAAUUAUAUUGUUGUUAAGGUUAAUCAUUAAAAGUCUUAGAAAAAAUGACUAAAUAAAUAGAAAAAACAUUUGAAAAAGCAAAUUUCAUAUAUUAAGAAGCAUUAAAAUAAUCAAAUUAAUCUCUAUCUUUAAAUCUUGCUGAAAGUGAUAGUUAUUUAUAGAGAUUAAAAACAGAAAAUUAACCUAUUUGCAAAACUAAUAGAAGCAAAAUUGUUAAAAGAUCAUUAGAUAUAUUAGGUAAUAUAUCACAUUAAUCAUCAAAAAUUUUAAAUUAUUGUGAAUGUGUAUCUGCAUUUAACAAAGAUAAUUAAGUUAAAUUAAAUUUAAAUAAUCCAUUAAUACAAAUUGAACCUAGCAAAAGAGUAAAAAUGUAAUAAUUACAAUUUUAAUAACUUUAUUCACCAGGUCCUCCUCCUACCUCAAGAAUUCCUUAAUUUUCUAGUAGGGAUUCAAGAUAAACCAUACUUAGAUAAUUGAAAUUACCAAGUUUAUUCAAAUUAUAAUAAUCAGAAUAAGAUGAUAGAAUAUCUAUUAGAUAAUUAGAUCCUGUUAUUUGA
This is a messenger RNA of Paramecium primaurelia, 1518 nucleotides long. NCBI's taxonomy places the organism in Eukaryota, Ciliophora, Oligohymenophorea, Peniculida, Parameciidae. The record is from the annotation of a GenBank genome assembly.